Messenger RNA from Rodentolepis nana, 423 nucleotides. The record is from the annotation of a GenBank genome assembly. NCBI's taxonomy places the organism in Eukaryota, Metazoa, Platyhelminthes, Cestoda, Cyclophyllidea, Hymenolepididae.
AUGACAAUCUUCGGGAAGAAGUUCACCUUGCCUAAGAUGCCUCCUCGGAAAGCCUCUAGCAUGACAAAUUUGAGUCAGUUGGACGCCAGCACGAGGAGCAACGAAUUUGGUUUGGAUUAUGGCAUCGUGAAGGCCCGACUUAGUGGGCGCAAUCUCGUCUUUAAAAAUGGCCGCUGGCGAGUCGAAGAGGAAGGUACUUGGGACGAAAAGGCGAGUAAGGAGGCUGCUCAGUUGAAAAAGGAGAAUCGAAAACUCUACGAAGAAAACAAUCUCCUUAAAGUCAAAGUGGAUUUGCUUCUCAAUAUGUUAGCCGAGGCCACUGCUGAAGCGCAGCUACAGGAAAACGAGAUUGAGGGUCUUCGAAAUCUCGUUAAUCGCAAAUCACUCUUCACUUCCUCUCAACCAAACAUGUUCACUGCAUAA